Molecule: messenger RNA, 1562 nt
Organism: Nanorana parkeri
Lineage: Eukaryota; Metazoa; Chordata; Amphibia; Anura; Dicroglossidae
Gene: WASF2
Product: WAS protein family member 2
Biological process (GO): positive regulation of Arp2/3 complex-mediated actin nucleation; actin cytoskeleton organization
Cellular component (GO): cytoskeleton
Molecular function (GO): actin binding; protein kinase A regulatory subunit binding; Arp2/3 complex binding
Source: RefSeq, a predicted model, not a curated record
GGAGGGUUCUGGUGGGGCGGUGUCCUAGUGUUGUGUGUUGCUUUUUCCCCCGGUGAAAGUCGCUGACACUCCGGGGAUAAGAAUGCCUCUUGUAGCGCGUUGCAUCGAGCCCCGCUAUUUGUGCCGAGAGAAGAUUCCCACUGUCCGCAGUGAACUAGAAUGUAUGACCAACAUCACCCUAUCCAAUGUCAUCAGACAGCUGGGAAGUUUGAGUCGCUAUGCAGAAGACAUAUUUGGAGAGCUGUUUGUUGAAGCAAGCUUGUUUGCUCAGCGUGUGGGAAUGCUGGGUGAGAGAGUGGAAAAACUACAGGUCAAAGUGACCCAGCUUGAUCCUAAAGAGGAAGAGGUUUCUCUGCAGGGCAUAAACACGAGAAAAGCAUUUCACAGUAAUACCAUGCAAGAUCAACAACUCUUUGUACGCGAUUCUCUGUCAGUUCCUGUCUGUGAAACAUAUGCUACCUGUAACAUGCCACCACCACUUAACAUCCUCUCUCCAUACAGGGAUGAUGGAAAGGAGGCCUUGAAGUUCUACACAGACCCAUCUUACUUCUUUGACCUGUGGAAAGAACAGAUGUUGCAGGACACAAAGGAUAUCAUGAAAGAAAAACGCAAACAUAGGAGAGAAAAGAAAGAUAAUCCUAACCGUGGGAAUGUGAAUCCUCGUAAAAUCCGCACACGAAAAGAUGAAUGGGAGAAGAUGAAAAUGGGCAAGGAAUUUGAGGAACGUAAAGACAAUCUUUCAAUGUAUGGGGAUCAGUUGAGUGAGAAUGGAACCAUGAGUCCUAUUGAUGGGGUAGAUUUAUCUCUGUAUCCCCCACCUCCACCAAAUGAUGAUAUUAUUCCAAGCCCACCACCAGUUCUCGAUGACUCCCUGCCUCCUCCACCUAUGGAUUUUAGCUCACCUGGAACUAGUAAUCGAGCAAGUCUGAUCAGUCCAGCCCACCCACCUCCAGCUCCUCCCAUUAGUUCUCCAAUUGGUGGAAGACCCAGUUUCUCUCCUCCUCUGGCACCUCCACCCCCGCCUCCAGCUGGAGUAUUCCCAGACCCAUCCUAUCUUCCUCCCCCAAGUCCACCAGUAUGCCCUCCCAUGCCUGGCUUUCCUGCUCCUCCUCCUCCUCCUCCACCAGUGCCUUCAGUGAUGGAUUACUCUCCCGCAUCGCCUAGCUCAGUGAGCGAUCCAAGGAAUAACCUUUUGUCUGCAAUCCGUCAAGGUUUCCAACUGCGCAAAGUGGAGCAGGAGCAGCUGGAGCAUGAGAAACGAGAUGUUGGAGGUAAUGAUGUGGCCACUAUCCUGUCUCGCCGUAUAGCUGUGGAGUACAGCGACUCUGAGGACGACUCUUCAGAAUUCGACGAGGAUGACUGGUCUGAUUAAGGCCAUGAAGAUUUGGUGUGGAGGGGAGGCCCAAGGAUUUGCAGGACCUUUAUUAGCUACACGCAAGACACUGCAACUGCUAACUUAUUAAUUCCAGGAGUGUGAGUUUGCCACUGGUGGAAUAACAUGCUGACCUAUACUCUCCCAAUUUAAUAAUAUAGCUUUGGCACACAACUUUUUGCUCGGGAUA